Dalotia coriaria is the source of this 1164-nucleotide messenger RNA. Its product is annotated as UPAR/Ly6 domain-containing protein CG9338. The transcript is spliced from 3 exons. Lineage: Eukaryota; Metazoa; Arthropoda; Insecta; Coleoptera; Staphylinidae. The coding region runs from base 124 to 540 and encodes 138 amino acids. The record is from RefSeq and is a predicted model, not a curated record. Gene Ontology annotation, biological process: sleep; regulation of synaptic transmission, cholinergic; positive regulation of voltage-gated potassium channel activity.
CUCGCUAGUAAUCCGGUUUAGUAAGUCUCGUCGAUCGCGGCAAAUUUAGUUGCUUGCAUUUCGCCCAUUGUGCGCGUCGUUCGUUUUUUUUUCCUUCGAAAACUUUGACAGUCAAUUGAAGACAUGGCGAAACUUGGUCUGUUACUUCUCUGCGCCGUCUUGCUGCACACAGGAUACGCUCUGCAAUGUUACAACUGCGUGUCGACCGUGGCUAACAAAAACUGCGACGACUUGGCAGAGAAAGAUAAAAUUGCAGUGGCUACUUGUGGAAAAACCGUCGCUCCUGGUUACGCUGCCGCUUGUAUCAAGAAAGUCAUCCAAGACAAGACUACCAAUGUCCAGAACACAACCCGUGCGUGUAUCCUGACGAAAUCGGACGCAAACGCACGUGAAUGUGACGCAGCCUCCGACAGGAUCAACGUUGUUGCUUGUGAGAUCUGCAGUGAUGAUCUCUGCAACUCUGCCGAGCAAACACACUUCGGUAUCUUCACGUUGGUGGCCGCAGCGAUGGCUUUCGUUGCCGUCCAGCGUUUGCACUAGAACCACAUCCGUCCAGCAAAUCAAUCGUCAGCAUAGGAUUUGAAAGCAACGAAAUAAUAGCAAAUAAUUGGAGAUUGGAUGCGGACGAGAUGGACGUGAACAAACUUCACAAUUUUCACAAACUUGAUUGCUGUGGUUCAAUUUUGAAUGUACAUCUCAAUGUACUAAUAUUCAAGUAGUGCAGCGUUAAUCUUAAGUUGAUAAACACAUGUUUGGAUUGGCGGUUAUUGUAGGCGUUUCAAGUUGCACGAAUCUCUUGCAAAUCUCUGUGUAAUGAAUAUCUUUAGUAAUUUAUGAACAUGUAGCAUGUUGUACACGCGAACGCGAAUAGGUAAAAUGUACGAAUUGUUAGCUGAAUAUGUACUUGGUGUGUUAAAUUUUUUUGUAUUUUUGUUAUUAACACGUUUAUUAUUAACGUUAUUUGGAUAAAUCAAUCGAUUUGAAACUGGUUGCUAAAUUGUUAUGUAUAAUUGUCGUUUCUUCGAUGUGUAGCACUCUGGCAUUGUUCAAUAGGUUGCAAAUUUCUUCUUCUUGUAAUUAAUCUGUCAUAAUUUAUAGAAUUACUUAAAUUUCUUUGUAAUUUACCAGUUAAUAAACGUAUAUUACUUAGCUUAACCAAAGAAA